Messenger RNA from Paramuricea clavata, 338 nucleotides. The record is from the annotation of a GenBank genome assembly. NCBI's taxonomy places the organism in Eukaryota, Metazoa, Cnidaria, Anthozoa, Malacalcyonacea, Plexauridae.
AUGGAUACAGAGCAAACUGUUACUGGAAUGAGUCUGCUACAUAAUUUAUCUACUAGCAGCAAAGGAAAGCUCAAAUGGACAGCCGAUUUUGAGGCUCUACAAAGAUUUGUCGCAGAAGUCUUGGUUUUGUCAGACGGCGAAUGGACCACGCCGGGAGGACACGCAAAGCUUUGCCAAAAUGAAAGCAUCUCUAUCCGCUGGUAUUCUGAUACCGAAUCGAUCACCAUUAGUGGUAAAGACGAAAAGGAAUUCAAGGAGAAGCUGUUGAAAUUAGCCUCAAUUUCAGCGGGUUUAGCUAACGACGAGGACAAGCUCGUGGAUGUUGUUGAGAAAAACAG